Molecule: messenger RNA, 1251 nt
Organism: Penicillium olsonii
Lineage: Eukaryota; Fungi; Ascomycota; Eurotiomycetes; Eurotiales; Aspergillaceae
Source: the annotation of a GenBank genome assembly
AUGUUCACCAAGCAGACUCUCCUCGCGUUUGUGGGCGCACUGGCCCUCGGUGCGGCCAAGACCAUCACCGAGAAGAACCCAACUCAAGCAGAGAUCGAUGCUGCCCGGGCUACUGUCCUGCCUUACUCGCCGGUCUCGAAUGUGAAGGGUCUGGCUUUCGACCGCUUCGUAGACAUCUGGCUCGAGAACCAGGACUUUGAUGUUGUCGCUGCGGACGAGAACAUGGCUAAGUUGGCCAAGGAAGGAAUCCUCCUGACAAACUACUUUGCCGUGACACAUCCCUCGGAGCCCAACUACUGUGCUUCCGCUGCCGGUGACAACUUUGGCAUGGAUAAUGACGACUUCCACCAGAUCCCUGCCAAUGUCUCCACCAUUGCGGAUCUCUUCGACACCAAGCACAUUGCCUGGGGCGAGUACCAGGAGGAUAUGCCCCAUGCCGGCUACCAGGGUUACCGGUACCCUCUCAGCGGCCCGAACCAGUAUGUGCGCAAGCACAACCCACUGAUUCUGUUCGACUCCGUCACCAACGACGCCGUCCGUCCGCGCCAGAUCAAGAACUUCACUUCCUUCUACGAUGAUCUUGAGCACCACCGUCUUCCCCAGCACAUGUUCAUCACCCCCAACAUGACCAACGACGCCCACGACACCAACAUCACCGUUGCGGGCGAGUGGUCUGCCAAGUUCCUCUCCCCCCUGCUCCAGAACGAGUACUUCACCAAGGAUACCCUUGUUCUCUUGACCUUCGAUGAAGUCGACACCUACCCUAACCCCAACCGCGUCUACAGUAUCCUACUUGGUGGAGCAGUCCCCGAGCACUUGAAGGGUACCACCGACGACACUUUCUACACCCACUACUCCAUCAUCGCAUCUCUCUCCGCAAACUGGGGCCUGCCCUCCCUCGGCCGCUGGGACUGCGGUGCCAACCUGCUGAAGCAGGUCGCCGAGAAGACUGGCUACGUCAACUGGGAAGUUGACACCACCAACGCCUACCUUAACGAAACAUACCCCGGUCCUCUGUCCGACUCCGACUACUCCGAGUACUCCUCCAAGUGGGCUGUUCCUGCCACCAAGGGCAAGUGCUCUGCUGGCCACGGCAUCGCGGAGGUCGUGAAGAAGACCUACCACGGCCUUGAGCCUACUUAUGAUUACGAGAGCCCUGUCCCCUAUGACUCCACCAGUGGAAUCAACCUUGGUAUCAAGUACCACCGCAAGCAGAAGCACGGAAGAGAGGAGCAUGGCAUCACCCAGUAG